AUGACAUCAUCUAGUGAGGGUGAGAUCCUUCAGGUCUCCCAAAUUAUCCGAGAGAGAUGGAAGAUUAAAUCUAAAAUCGGUGGUGGCGGUUUCGGCGAGAUAUAUGAAGCUAUUGAUGUGCAAAAUCAUAAUGAACGGGUUGCCAUUAAGGUUGAAUCCAGUAAAGCCACAAAACAAGUGCUUAAAAUGGAAGUUGCCGUCUUGCGACGAUUGCAAGGGAACGGAAAGAAACAUGCGUGUAAAUUCUACGGGUGCGGACGUAAUGACAAGUUCAAUUACUUAGUCAUGAGUCUACAAGGCAAAAACUUAGCAGAUUUAAGAAGAGAAGCUCCCAAACAAUGCUUUUCCUUAUCAACAGCUGUUAGAAUAGGUAUCCAAAUACUUAAUGCCAUUCAUGAAAUUCAUUCAAUCGGAUUUCUUCAUCGUGACAUCAAGCCGUCGAAUUUUGCCAUGGGAAGGACAUCCCAAACAAUGCGUAAAGUGUAUAUGCUAGAUUUUGGAUUAGCUCGUCAGUAUUUAAAUGCUAAAGGAGAAAUUAGAAGUCCUAGAAGUGCUGCUGGUUUUAGAGGAACAGUUCGUUAUGCUGCAGUUAGUGCUCACAAAAACAGGGAAAUGGGUCGUCAAGAUGACUUGUGGUCUUUAUUUUACAUGCUCACUGAAUUUUUACAAGGACAACUUCCAUGGAGAAAAAUAAAAGAUAAAGAUGAGGUCGGUAGAAUGAAAGAUGAUGUAGACUUGAACAGCCUGUUGGAUGAAUGUCCUUCAGAACUCCAUUUAUUCGCUGCUCAUCUCAAGACUCUGGCAUAUCCCGAUCCACCAGAUUAUGAUUAUUUAGAAGGUCUUCUAGUUCAAGUCAUGACUAAAAAUGCUUUGAACUGGGAUGAACCUUAUGACUGGGAGCUUGGCUAUGAGAACCUAUCUGCCCGACCACGAACUAAUGGCAAUAACUCUUCACGCCUCAAAUCACAUACUACAGCAGUUAUCCGAGACCAAAGAUUGGAAGAUAAAAACAGGGCACUGGAAACUCAAGCCCCAAUAACUAUGGGUGAGGAUGAAGAUGAACAAACGAACGGACAGUGUCCUCAAAUUGGAAUGGGUGAAAGUGGGCAUGAACGAAUAGAAAAACCCAAAUAUAAACGUCAUGAAUUUUUAAAACCCAAACAUGGCACUGUUAAUCUGGAUAUCAUUGAUGCUGUAAAUGCAAGAUUAGCCGCUUGUGACGAUGGUGAAGAAAAGCUAAACGAUGGCAAUGAUGUAGAGGCCCAUUUCAACAUUCCAUGUUCAGUCUUAAGACCUCAAUUAGUAGAGUCGAGUGUUUCACUCGUGAAACCCCGUUCACCAAACGAAAAGCAUAAAAGCAACAAGUCGAUAACUCUAUCAAUUAAUCGAUAUCCGAAGAAGACAGCUAACUCUUCUGAAAACUAUAAUGCUCCUGAAGAUCCAUCUCAUAACGUUAGAACAACCAUCAAUAUGCCGAGUAGAAUUCAUGGCUCGUUUGAUGUUUCAUGUGAUGAUGCCGGAGAUCCCGUGAUUGAUGAUAUGGGAAUGGAGCGCUCUGAGGGAAGACUGAGGAAUCAUAUCAUGUCUCGAGGCUCCCUUCUUUCCCCACCAAGAUCUGAUAAUGGUUCAGCGAACACUUCCCCUGGUAUGACGUCUUCGUCACCUGUGGGUGCUCUAAUGUCCCCGAUAGCAGCUCGACGAUCAUCACGACAGGAAAAGGAAAGGCCAAUUAUGCAUCGAACUCAAUCGUGUGGCGCCCCACCUAGUAGUUCAAUCAUAAGUCAUUUCAAAGGACUCAUUAAUUCAUUUAACAACUUGGGAUGCGGGGCUCGUUUAAAUCGGGGAAUAUCAGUUGAUGAAUCUCCUCGUCAAAUUAACAGCCAAACUGAUUCGAGUUAUGGAAUGCGUAAUAGUACCUCAGCAGUUCGAAUUUCACCUUCUCUAACUUCAACAAAAGUCGUGGCCAGAGUUUCAGCCGUACCGGAUACGGAUGAUGAGAAGGAGCAAAGAAGAAUGAGAAGACUUCGACGACGAAGCGUAGAGUCGAACGUAAGGAUCCCUUACAUAACAGAGUCAACUCCACCAUUAUCUCCUCGCCUAGUUCAAAAGUCCGUUGUACACUCAGCUGCCGAUAAAGGAGGAAUAGUGAAGAUCAGAGAUAAUGGUUUAGACGAGGAACUCAAAAUUCCAAUAGAUGAUAAGCCAUUGCUCUUUUAUAAACGCAAACGCUACCAAUUCCUCAACUUUCCACGGGCUUCCUCUAAAUCAUAA
Messenger RNA from Auanema sp. JU1783, 2271 nucleotides. The record is from the annotation of a GenBank genome assembly. NCBI's taxonomy places the organism in Eukaryota, Metazoa, Nematoda, Chromadorea, Rhabditida, Rhabditidae.